UUCCGAAUUUUAACUUAAAAAUGAUCAAAUUUCAUCAAUUUUUGAAAUAUAUAUUAACUGAUCUGUCACCAGAUUUUCUGGUGUUUUAUCUAUUAAACCGAUUUCUUCAUGGUUUAGGGUUUAGGCUUACAUCAAACUGCUGGCCAGUGCAGAAAACUAAGUAGGGAAACAGAAAUCCGGCUUGCGUAAUUUGGGAUGGCGGAUGUGUGGUGGACCCUUCUCGGGGCUGCUAUCCCGGCAGUUAUCGCAGGGCAAGUUUUUAGAUUGAGGAAAAAGCAUGCCGAAGAACAGAGAAUUAAGAGUGCCAGGGGAAGGGAGAAGAGCUCGGAUGACAUUUUCAUUUGCGAGAGAGUCUGCACGUCAAAGAGAAUGUUGAAAAAGGUCGGGGCAUUUUCAAAGGAUCCGAUCCCUGACACUUGUGUAACUGUUUGCGGUGUGUCCGAGCUCGAUGCUUGCUCCGAUGCUUGCGCUCGUACCGUUUGUGUCAACCAACAUCAGGUACCUAACUGGAAUGAUAUUUGCCUUAGAAGGUGUCAAAGUGAAUGCCUUAGGUUAUCUGCAUCUCAUUCUCCUUAGUGUAGUUUCGAUUACCUUAUGUUUAGGACACUACAUUCUACUUUUCUCUCAUAAUCUAUGUCGCUUCGACUUUAUCUGAUGCUCGUGUUUAACACAUAUCCGAAUAUCGGGUUUUGCCUCGUCCUGCAUAAUGUUGUCAAUGACUCUUAAAUGCUUAUUUGCAAUUGGAAAUGAAAAUUAUGCUUAGGUCA
Gossypium arboreum is the source of this 767-nucleotide messenger RNA. RefSeq lists its product as uncharacterized. Bases 196 to 576 code for a protein of 126 amino acids. NCBI's taxonomy places the organism in Eukaryota, Viridiplantae, Streptophyta, Magnoliopsida, Malvales, Malvaceae. The record is from RefSeq and is a predicted model, not a curated record. The transcript is spliced from 2 exons.